GGAACGUCAUUUCCCACAAUUCACACUUCCGCAUUCGUGCUCGACCAAACGGUGUCUCCGGUUGACAAGCAGGAAGAAGGCGAGCCCCUCUCAGCUAGCAAGUCGACUGCGAGAACUGGAGAGAGCUCUGUCCGUAGCUGCGGACGGUUCUGGCGAUGAAAGGUGUGUGUAAGCGCUCGCCGUAACAGCGAUGGAUGAAGAACGCCAAAGACCGUCUGUGCCAUGGGAGAACGGCACCCUGGCACCUGCGCACCCCCACCUCUGCACCGAGAGGGCUGACAGUCCCACGCCCGGCCUGGUGGAGGGUACAGAACCGGGCGCGGGUGAGAAAAACGCCAUGUUUGUCCACGCGCAGUCCUUCGAGGAUCUGACCGCGGAGGCCGAAGAGGCCCGCAAGGAGGCCGAGGCGUUGGGAUCCCGAGAGCGCGCCGAGGAUGCCGCAGCGCCGGUGGACGAGAAGAGCGUGGAGCAGCUCAACAUUCCCCCCGACUGCAGGAGCAAAGAGGAGGAUGUGUCCAGCGAGGCCUGGAGGAGCCACAAAAAGCACAUGUUUGUUCUGAGCGAGGCGGGGAAGCCCAUUUACACCCGCUAUGGCACCGAGGAGGCUCUGUCCAGCACCAUGGGGGUCAUGAUGGCCCUCGUAUCUUUUGUCGAGGCCGAGAACAACAUCAUCCGCUCCAUCCAUGCAGAUGGCUGCAAGGUGGUUUUCCUCAGCAAGAGUCCGCUGGUCCUGGUGGGCGUUUCCCGCGCCUGCCGCUCGGACAGAGAGCUGCUGAGGGAGCUGCGGUACGUCUACUAUCAGAUCGUCAGCCUGCUCACCCUCACGCAGCUCAACCACAUCUUCCGACACAAGCGCAACUACGACCUGCGGCGCCUGCUGGCCGGCUCCGAGUAUCUCACCGACAACCUCCUGCGUCGGCUGGAGCGCGACCCGGGCCCGCUGCUCAGCGCCGUCACCUGCCUGCCUCUGGCCGGCUCGUCCAGGGCCGUCGUUUCGUCCGGCCUGCAGGCGGCCAAGUCCAAAAACCUCGUCUUCUCCAUCCUGCUGGCCGGAGAGCGCUUGGUGACUCUGGUGCGCAAGAAGGACCAGUUCCUUCACCACGUGGACUUGCACCUGCUCUUCAAUCUGGUGGGCUCGUCUUCGUCUUUCCGAGAAGGCGAAGGCUGGACGCCCAUCUGCCUGCCAAAGUUCAACACGGCGGGAUUUUUCCACGCUCACAUUUCCUAUUUGGAACCUACGUCGGAGCUGUGCCUUAUCCUGGUCUCGACCGACCGCGAGGACUUUUUCAACAUGUCGGACUGCAAGCAAAAGUUUCUGGAUAGGCUGAGUAAGCGCACUGCUUACCAAGCCCUGAAGGAGGCGUUGAAGUCUCCGGGCUACUCCGUGGCACAAGUUGGCAUUCCGGAACUCCGCCACUUCAUGUACAAAUCAAAGAGCUCCGGGCUGUAUACCAGUCCCGAGUUUCCUUUGGUGUACCAGUCGGACGAAGAGCAGGGGAGGCUAAUGGCCUUGUACCAGGACCUUCACAGCUACGUGCACCAUCCGACCAGGCCCUUGCGCUCCUUCUACCGCUGCGGGGAAAGCGAAAACAUGAUGGCGUGGGUGACGAGCGGCUUUGAGCUUUACCUGUGCUUCAGUCCCCUGGGCACAAAGGCGUUGGCCAUUUCUGCCGUCAACAAACUGCUGAAAUGGAUUCGGAAGGAGGAGGAUCGCCUCUUUAUCCUGAGUCAUCUAACUUAUUGACGCUUGUCUGCCGAAAGCCCGAACGCCUUGACUCAGGACUACGCGUAAAUGACGCGUCAAAGCUAUGCACACCGCCGUUCCACCAAAUGAACGCGAUUGUUAAUGGAUCUUUGUGACUUUAUUGUGUUAUUUUUAUUCCUUUUAGAAGGGAUGACAACGGCAGCAUCCACACCCCAGCUUGCGUCACUUGGAAACCUUUUUUUUAAAUGGGAUGCAACCCUGCGGUUAAGCAUCAGCCAAAACUGGAAUCCUUCUGCUGUGACGCUCUAAGUUAUGACAUGCAUUCCUGUUUGUUUUGUUUUGCAAAUGAGUUGCAUCUUGCACCAAAUCACGCUCCAAAGAAAAAUGCCGUGGAUCACAGUUGUAAGUCUUAUCUUAAGCUGCCAUCUGUAUGCCUUUUAAUUUAAAUACACCUGCACUUGGGGGUGGAUGAAGACGCUUUCAUUCCAGCAGUCUAGUGGGGAUCAAUUAAGGUAUUAAAAUAGGGUGUCUUUCUGUUUGACUUUGCAAUAAAAUAGAACACCGAAA
Hippocampus zosterae (dwarf seahorse) is the source of this 2272-nucleotide messenger RNA. RefSeq names its product MON1 secretory trafficking family member A (gene mon1a). Gene Ontology annotation, biological process: protein targeting to vacuole; vesicle-mediated transport. The record is from RefSeq and is a predicted model, not a curated record. The transcript is spliced from 6 exons. Lineage: Eukaryota; Metazoa; Chordata; Actinopteri; Syngnathiformes; Syngnathidae. The coding region runs from base 191 to 1744 and encodes 517 amino acids.